GAGUGAGGAGACCCCCACAGUGACCGCCCCCUCCACACACAGCUCUCAACCACAGACAACACUUACAGAGCCGGGCCAUUUAAACAAGCAGCUCCCGCAGCGCUUCACACACACACUCAAUAUGAGCACCGGCGUGGAGCGGCUGUUUGACGAGCUCGGUCACUUCAGGAGGUUCCAGGCUUGCCUGUACUUCGCUGCAGUUUUCCAGGCCACCUCUUGUGGGAUUCACUAUCUGGCUUCGGUGUUCCUGGUGGAGACGCCGAAAUUCCUGUGUGAUGCACCUGGAAAUGUCACAAAUGUUCAGUACGGGAACCACUCAGCAUCAUCCCUGGAGGACAUCUGGUCAGUUUACAAGCCCGGGAAGGGUCCGGUAGUGGUGCAGACAGUUGAUGGAGAGCAGUGGGAACUCAGCCCCUGUUGCAGGGUGCUGCGCCACAACCCGGUCGACUUCCACUACGAGUUUGAUGGCAAUAGGACUGUGGAGGCAUGCAGUCAGUACGUGUUCGACCACAGCCAGGUGGAGCAGAGUAUAGUGACAGAAUGGGACUUGGUGUGUGAUAAGGAAUGGCUCGCCAAGCUUUCACAGCCCACUUUUAUGCUUGGGGUCCUGAUUGGAGCAUUGGUGUUUGGAGACAUUGCUGAUAGGGUUGGCAGGCGCCCUGUUCUGAUGGCCACCAGCUUAUGCCAGUUUGCCUUUGGUAUUAUUGUGGCAUUUACAGGAAACUACUACUUUUUUGUAGCAGUGCGCUUCCUACUAGCCAUGGUGUCGAGUGGUUAUCUAGUGGUGGUCUUCGUCUAUGUUACGGAGUUUACCGGGAGUAAGGUCCGUACCUGGACUUCUAUGCACGUGCACGCAGCCUUUGCAGUGGGCAUCAUGGUGGUGGCUCUGGUGGGGUAUUUGGUGCGUGUCUGGUGGAUGUAUCAGAUCAUCCUGACCCUCAGCACAUGCCCAUUUCUGCUCUACUGCUGGAAGUUCCCUGAGACGCCCUUCUUCCUGAUUGCUAAAGGACGACACCAGGAAGCACAGCAACUGCUGGACACCAUCGCCCAAUUUAAUGGUCUGGAGCCCAAACUCAAGGUGUCUGAAUUGAUUGAAGACAGUGGGAAGCCUUUGCUGACGGAUGGGCAGAUCCAGGAGUACAAGCCGGAGGAACCAGAGAAGAAGCUGAGUAUCCUGGACAUGUUUGGUAGCUGGAAGAUGGCUGGUCGCAGUGCUACCUGCUGGUCCAUCUGGUUUAUUGGCUCCCUAGGCUACUAUGUGUUUAGCCUAGGCUCCGUCAAUCUGGGAGGAAACCAAUAUGUCAACCUCUUCCUGGCUGGUGCAGUCGAGCUGCCCUCGUAUCUGAUUGGCUGCUUUGCGAUGGACCGUGUGGGCAGGAGAAAGACCUGUGCUCCAGCACUUCUGCUGAGUGGAGUAGCCUGCAUGCUUAUCAUCGCAGUACCUCAGGACAUUGAGUUCUUGGCGAUUAUUCUCAGUAUGACGGGGAAGUUUGCCAUCGCCAUUGCAUUUGGCCUGGUUUAUUUGUACACGUGUGAGUUGUACCCCACAAUCAUCAGGUCUCUAGCGGUGGGCAGUGGUAGUAUGAUGUGUCGGGUUGGAAGUGUGGUGGCACCGUUCUGUGUCUACCUUGCUGACGUCUGGAUCUACCUGCCUCAGCUUAUUGUGGGGAUCCUAGCCUUCAUUAUUGGAAUUCUGACCAUGUUCCUGCCUGAGACACUCGGAGAACCCCUCACCUCCACCCUGGAGGAGGCGGAGGCUCUGGGUACCAAGUUCAGCAAGAAACAGAGAAGAGAGGAUGGAAUAGCAUUGAACCUGACUGACAGUAAAGCCUGAAAAAAAGAAACCAAAGAAGAAAAGAUUCAUACAGAGAGUACUUUACAAUGUCCCACUGUUGACCACUGUUGACAGAAGACCACGCAGGAUAUCCAACCACAAAGGACCUAUUUUUACAACACAAAAAGCUCAUUUUUUUUGACAGACUGAACACCAACGAUGGAAUGAGAGUGAUUGGCAAAGAAGCUAUCCAUGAAGGAAAUCAACCUUGAAGACUUGUAAAAGACUUGUUCGCUUUUUGGAGCAUUAAUAUUGUCUUAGAUCCAAGUUUUGAGGUUUUGUUCAGCUACUGAUUUGAUAUUUGAAUCAGUAAUGGACCUAGAAGUCAGUCUUGGUGGCUGGCUGAAGUGUUUGGCAAUAUUUGCUUUAAGAAACACUAUUAAUGAACUCUGAUGGAAACAUUCUUUAAGAAUGACUCAUUACAAUUGUAUUAUUAUAGGAAAGUUAAUUGGUAGAAAAGUAUGUGGUUGGGUGUUUUUUUUUCAGUUUGGCUGCUUGGGAUUUGUAUGUCAUUUGUAUUAAAUGUAAAGAAAAUGUGAAAGUUAAUAGGCACAUCAUUUCUUACCUUUUUCACAAAACAUACUAGUUGUACAUUCACUUCAUCUUAUUUAUCUUAUGGAAAUGUAAAUGUAAUAACAGUCCUGUUUCAAUUUAUGGGUUCAGUAAUGUUAGUAUGCCUAUUCAUCUCAAAUCAGAAGUAAUAUAUAUUUAUUAGCAAAAAGAGGUUGGUUGCUUCUAUUCUGAUUCAUUUUCUUAUAAAUAUUACACAAACAUACAUGUACAAAUGUGAAAAUGUAUCAUUUGAUGUGAUUUGCAAAGACAAAGAUUAAUUACAUUGAUGAUUAACAUUUAUGUUAACAUGUAUGUGUUUUUACUGUCAUGGUGGAUCUGUAUCAUGUUUUGAUAGUAACUGUAAUUUGUUCAUUUGUAAGUAGACCUUAUUUAUAAGAUCUCUUUUACUAAACACUGGAAUCCAAUUGGUUUAACAUUUGUUAUUUAUUGUAUGUUGAUGUAUUUGCAGGGUGAACGAGUAAUAAUAAUCUGUAAUAUCUCACAUUAACUAAGUGUACACAGUUAUUUAAAAUGUAUGUAGAAUGGGAGGGUCAUUCCUUAUUGUACAUUCCAGGAUAUGAAAUAGGAAUGGGUCUGUAUUAAGACAAGUGUCUCUAUAAGGAAAGUUAUUAUUUUUACUUUUCAUACCUUGUACUAUGGUGUGAUUAUGAUGGCUGGAUUAAUGUAACAUAAUUUAUUAACAUGACACUUCUGUAUACAUGAAUACAAUACCUACCAAACAUGCAACAACACAAUUACUAUGUAAAGGUUUACACAGGUACAAUAGGCACCCCAAGAGAAUAAAGCUCAGAACUUGCUGUGGUCUCUUUAAUUAGCUUAUUAUGGCUAAUAAUAAGCUAAUUAAACCCAAGUAAUUCAAAUUCUAGA
This is a messenger RNA of Astyanax mexicanus (Mexican tetra), 3274 nucleotides long. It is a transcript of the gene slc22a16, whose product is annotated as solute carrier family 22 member 16. The record is from RefSeq and is a predicted model, not a curated record. Gene Ontology annotation, cellular component: membrane. The coding region runs from base 122 to 1834 and encodes 570 amino acids. Gene Ontology annotation, biological process: transmembrane transport. Lineage: Eukaryota; Metazoa; Chordata; Actinopteri; Characiformes; Acestrorhamphidae. The transcript has 9 exons.